This is a messenger RNA of Chroicocephalus ridibundus (black-headed gull), 3364 nucleotides long. It is a transcript of the gene LUC7L3, whose product is annotated as LUC7 like 3 pre-mRNA splicing factor. The record is from RefSeq and is a predicted model, not a curated record. NCBI's taxonomy places the organism in Eukaryota, Metazoa, Chordata, Aves, Charadriiformes, Laridae. Gene Ontology annotation, molecular function: mRNA binding. Gene Ontology annotation, cellular component: U1 snRNP; U2-type prespliceosome. Gene Ontology annotation, biological process: mRNA splice site recognition. Bases 127 to 1593 code for a protein of 488 amino acids. The transcript is spliced from 11 exons.
GGGCAGGGCUAGGAGCCGCGCCGCCAUUUUGUCUCUGUCACCCUCGGCGGCGGCGCGGUCUGUCGGGGAGGAGAGGCGGCGGCGGAGCCGGUGUUUGGCGAGGGGGGAUUCGGCCAGGAGGACACGAUGAUAUCGGCCGCCCAGCUCCUAGAUGAGCUUAUGGGCCGGGACAGAAACCUGGCCCCAGAUGAGAAGCGCAGCAACGUGCGGUGGGACCAUGAGAGCGUUUGUAAAUACUACCUUUGUGGCUUUUGCCCAGCUGAAUUAUUUACAAAUACCCGUUCUGAUUUAGGUCCUUGUGAAAAAAUUCAUGAUGAAAAUCUACGUAAACAGUAUGAGAAGAGCUCUCGUUUUAUGAAAGUGGGCUAUGAAAGAGACUUCUUACGCUACUUACAAAGCUUACUUGCAGAGGUAGAACGCAGAAUUCGAAGAGGCCAUGCUCGUUUGGCACUGUCACAGAAUCAACAGUCUUCUGGGGGAGCGGGACCUACCGGUAAAAAUGAAGAGAAGAUUCAGGUGUUAACUGACAAAAUUGAUGUACUUCUACAACAGAUUGAAGAACUAGGUUCAGAAGGGAAGGUAGAAGAGGCACAAGGAAUGAUGAAACUUGUUGAACAGUUAAAGGAAGAGAGAGAAUUGCUGAGGUCUACAACUUCAACAAUUGAGAGCUUUGCAGCCCAAGAAAAGCAAAUGGAAGUUUGUGAAGUUUGUGGAGCCUUUUUAAUUGUAGGAGAUGCGCAGUCCAGGGUAGAUGACCACUUGAUGGGAAAGCAGCACAUGGGUUAUGCCAAAAUAAAAGCUACUGUAGAAGACUUAAAAGAAAAAUUACGAAAAAGAACAGAAGAACCUGACCGUGAUGACAGGUUAAAAAAAGAGAAACAAGAACGAGAAGAGAGAGAGAAAGAGAGGGAACGGGAAAGAGAAGAGCGGGAAAGGAAGAGACGACGUGAAGAAGAAGAAAAGGAAAAAGAGAGGGCUCGUGAUAGAGAGAGACGUAAAAGGAGUCGUUCACGGAGUAGACAUUCAAGCAGAACAUCUGACAGAAGAUGCAGCCGUUCACGAGACCACAAAAGAUCAAGAAGCAGAGAAAGGCGGCGAAGCAGGAGUCGUGACCGAAGAAGAAGCAGAAGUCAUGAUAGAUCAGAAAGAAAACAUAGGUCUCGUAGUAGGGACAGGAGACGAUCAAAAAGCCGGGAUCGGAAAUCCUACAAGCACAGAAGCAAAAGCAGAGAGAGAGAACAAGACAGGAAGUCAAAAGAAAAAGAAAAGAGGGGAUCUGAUGAUAAAAAAAGUAGUGUGAAGUCCAGUAGUCGAGAAAAACAGAGUGAAGACACAAAUACAGACUCGAAGGAGAGUGAUACUAAGAAUGAGGUCAAUGGGACCAGUGAAGACAUUAAAUCUGAAGUGCAGCGUAAGUAUGCACAGAUGAAGAUGGAACUAAGCCAAGUAAGAAGACAUACUAAAGCACCUUCUGAAGGAAAAGACAGUGUAGUCCUGCAAAACAUUUUGAGGUACAUUGUUUUGUCUCAGCUAUUUUGUAGCAGACUCGUGCCCCCCAUUAGUGUGCCUCUUUGGGACAUAUUUGUAAUAUAGCCACCAUAGAAAAAUUAAUUAUCCUUUUUUAUUUUUAGGGAUUUUGUUAUCGUUUUUUUAAAAAAAAAGUUGAACUGUUUUUGUAUUUAAGUCCAUAUUGUGUUGGUACAUCAGCAGAAACUUUUGCUUUAAUACUUAAUAUUUGAGGCACAUGUUGGACUACUUUGUUUUCAUAUAAACUGCUAGUAUUUCUUUGUCAAGGAUGUUUCUAGUUUUUUUGCUUUAUUGCCUUGCAUUCUAAUGCAGUUUGUUCUGUAACUCGAGAGCCAGUAGCAUUGGAUUGAUGGAAGUGUAGGGUUUAUGAAUUAUUGCAGCUGACUACCAUACCUCACACAGCGUUGGUGUUGUGAGCGGCCCAUGAAAAGCCAAAUUAAAAAUCAAGGAUUCAGUCAAACUAAGCAGGUACUCAUGCCAGGUACUCCUUUCUCUACCCACAUCCAUGUUUGAAUGCUGUUGCCUGUAAUCUUUAAGCUUACUGUUGUGUUUUUGAUUUUCAAGAUAGUGCAAAGGACUUUUUGUGUAUUGUGUGAAUACUGUUAAUCUGAUGUUAACAGAAUGGAAUUUUCUUUCAACUGUAUGUAGGGAUGCAGUGCUGCCCAGAAUUAGAUAUCUUUAAAGAGUUUAAAAUGCAAUAAACACUACAUAAUAAUCGCCUUGUUACUUUCAAUGCAAUUCAAGUCUUUAAGAGGUAUGUGUUUAAUAUUUCCUACUGUGUAGGAGAAUUUGCGGUCAGCCAUAGUACAGAGGAAUGGAAUGGCUGAUAACAGGCUUCUAAGGCAAAUGUAAAUACAAAGACAGAUGCCACCAAAUGAUUACAAUGUUCAUGGCAAGAAUGUAUGCUGAAAAACUGUUUGUUGGAAAUGAAAGAGCUAAACAAUGGGAAAUACGAAUACUGUAUUAAUAGGAAACCUUGAAGUUUUUUCCCCACUCUUGACAUAGCUUUCUUACUCUUACAGAAGGUCUUUAGUUGUAUACCUGAAAUAAGGAACUAACAAUGGAGAGUACAGCUGAUAAAUGAGCUUCUUGCAACAUAAAUUGUUACUCUAGUUUCACUAUUUAUGCUAGGAACUCUUAAACACUUAAUGUUGAUUAUUAAAUCAUUAAUGCUACAUUAUUGCUUCUGAAGCCAGUCAUGUUCAAUGUUGACACUUUUGUAGAGUUAAGAUGACAGCUAACAACUGGGCCAAUAUAUAGGAAUGGUAAACUAAAUGCUCUUAAUGCUGUCUAAUUGUCUGUUUUCCCAAAAUUUUGCAUUAUAGGACUACUACAUGAAGAGUCUGCGAAGACAGCGGAAGACAGCUUAAACUGAAGAUCUGCUUUAAAAUGAGGUGAAAGAAAGCUGUAGUGGCGUAGAAAAAUAUAAAGUUGAGUUAGAAAUUUUUUUUUUUUAUAAAAUUUAAUUCAGGACUGGUGUUUCCUCCCAGAGUUCAGAAAGAUGUGUUGAUAAUAGCACAUAUGCUACUGAGAAUAUAAGUCCUGUAUCCUUUUUUUCUUUAAGACUUUUUAAGAUAAGAAACCAACAUAACCUGAACACAUGGCUUGCUCAGUGUUUAAUUGCAAGUUUUCAUUCUUGGACUUUAAAACACAAGAAUAAAUGUUUAGUAUUUGUGUGACUCGAACUAAAAUGAAUCCCAUUUUUACAACUAAGCUAUUCCUAGCUUCUUGAUAUACGAGAAAUGGAAAUAAAGUAUCUUUGAAUUUCUGUUACAAAUUUGAUUGUCUCUGUCAUUGAACGUUUAAUAUUAAAUAAGUCUCUUUCCUAAUAAAUCUA